This is a messenger RNA of Camelina sativa (false flax), 1317 nucleotides long. NCBI's taxonomy places the organism in Eukaryota, Viridiplantae, Streptophyta, Magnoliopsida, Brassicales, Brassicaceae. The record is from RefSeq and is a predicted model, not a curated record.
UGUUCGUUUAAAAACCCUUAUUUGUAUUUGAUAGCAACAACGACGAUGAUGAUGUCCGAUAUCUCGCAGGAUUUGCUAGAGGAGAUUCUCUCUAGGGUUCCGACAACAUCUCUGGGAGCAGUGAGGUCUACUUGCAAGCAAUGGAACGCUUUAUCCAAAGAUCCGAGCUUUGCAAAGAAGCAUUGUGGUAAAGCAGCCGAGGCAAUUUUGGUGAUCAUGUUGAAUGAUUUUAGGGCUCAAUUAAUGAGCGUCAAUCUCCAUAGCAACAAAGACUUGGUAGACCCAUCUGUAAAGGAGAUAUGUAACUCAUUUGUUCAAGUCUUUCACUGCGAUGGCUUGUUGUUAUGCGUCCCUAAGGAGAACAGCACCAGCCUCCUGGUUUGGAAUCCGUAUUUGGGACAAACAAGGUGGAUCAAACCCACAAGUGGGAAACCCACAAGUAAUUCCCACUUGGUUGAAAGGUAUGCUCUCGGAUACGACAACAAUCGUAACCACAAAAUCUUUAGGUAUUUAAAUGAUUACGAUGAUAAUGCUAGGCAACUAAUUGUUGGGUUCGAAAUCUUCGAUCUUAAGUGUAAUAUAUGGAAGGCUCUUGAUGUCACUCCCGACUGGUAUAAGCCAUACUCUUUUUGUGGGUGGGUAUCCGUGAAGGGAAAUACUUACUUUGUUGCUCAGAAAAUAUUGGGAGGAGGAGUGCGCACAAAUUUUUUACUCUGCUUUGAUUUUACAAAAGAGAGUUUUGGACGGCAUCUGCAUCUGCCGUUUGACUUUCAUCCUGAAUAUGGUGUGACUCUAUCUUCUGUUAGAGAAGAGAAGCUUGCAGUGUUAUUUAAAAAAUGGAAUGCAGAUGAUAUGGAUAUAUGGAUUACAACUAAGAUUGAGCCCAACGCGGUGUCAUGGAGCUACUUCUUGAAACUUGAUAGGACAGUCAUUGGAAUACAGAUAUCUGUGAAUUUCUUCAUCGACGAGAAGAAGAAAAUUGCAGUGAUUUAUUCUAAAGACCGUAAAGAGAGCAACAACUUCACAGCUUACAUGUGUGGAGAAGAUGGAUACUGCUACCAAGAAGUGCAUCUUGGAGAAUCUGGAUCUCGGCCAUUUGUGUACCCUUAUGCUCCAAGUUGGGUGCAGAUCCAGUAAUGUCUCCAGUAUUAUCUCUACAAGGAUGUUUUGUUCUUUUUUGGUUUUCUUUCUUGCAUCUCUACAAGUAUCUUUUCUCCGACCAACAUAUUUCCUCUGUUAUGAUAAGAAUCGCUUAUCUGUACAUAGAAACAGUAUCCUCUGUUAUGAUUAGUUCAUAGGUUGAAAACUGUUUAAUGA